Molecule: messenger RNA, 207 nt
Organism: Rotaria sp. Silwood2
Lineage: Eukaryota; Metazoa; Rotifera; Eurotatoria; Philodinida; Philodinidae
Source: the annotation of a GenBank genome assembly
AUGCUUUACGAAAAUUAUUACAGGUGUUUAUUAAUAAAUAGUCAUGCAUUUACAAUCAUACCAAUUAAAUUAUUAGAAGAUUCUAUUCAACAUAGUGCAAAUUCUUAUGUUCUUGCUAAAGUUGCUCUAGCUCGACUUAUAGGUGAUAUUGAUUUUCGAAUAUUCACUUAUCUUGAACAACAACAACAAUUUUUAAAAAAACAGUAA